This is a messenger RNA of Durusdinium trenchii, 405 nucleotides long. NCBI's taxonomy places the organism in Eukaryota, Dinophyceae, Suessiales, Symbiodiniaceae. The record is from the annotation of a GenBank genome assembly.
AUGAGCGAACUUCCUGAUGAAGACCGUCAGGAGACAACUGGAUCAGUUCGUAAGCUUGUUGGACGUCAGUGUCGGCAAGUGGUGGAGGAGAGCCCCUUUGAAGCUCUCAUCGAGGGCUACGAUGAAUGGAGAAGAGAUCAUCAGAUGCGGACCUUGCAGUUGGACAUUCUAGCGCCCAUGCUUGCCACAUGGAAUAUCACUGUGUGGCGACUGGAUUUUGGUGUGAAUGAGGUGUGGUCGUGGACACUGGAAGUUAGCCACUUGCAGAAGAAGUAUCUCAGCUGGAUAUUCUGGCUACUUCUUCGUGCAUGCAAAUGCCAGGCGCACUGGUCGAAAGCUGCAGCGACUGAAGAAGUUGGACCCAGACUUCGGGAAGGUUCUGAACUUUGUCGACAAGCACAGUAA